UCUAUCGGCAUAGAAAACAGCACACACUUUGUAGACUCAAUUAAAUAAUUAUUUCGGAAUUUUUACUUUUACACCGUUCUUGCAACGAAAAUAAAACACUCUGCUCACAUAAAUUACGAACGACUUCGUGUCCUAAAUGCACAGAUAAGCAUUUGCCCGCAAAACGAACCACGAAAUGCCGCCUGUUUCAAAACGGAGUCUACCGAAAAGGUCCAAUGCAGAUCAACACAUUCGAGCCCAAAUCAAAAAGACGAGUACGCUGUCGAAAAUAAUAAUUCAAGGCACUGAACAGUUGUUGGACUCCAAGAAUUACCCAAAUAUUCAAUUUAUUGAAAAGCCCAGAAAAAUGCGGUAUUCAAAUUCGUCGAUUUCCAGUCUGGGGCGCCAUGCCACACAGCAAAUCGAUAAUGUUGCAACUAAUAGCAAACCACAAGGAAUGUUUGGUGCAAACGAACAAAAACGGACAUCAAAAGAUGUGAUUUCCGAAAUUAGCAACAUGUCUACUAGUUCAGUGUCAGUAAGGAAUAAGCCGUUUGAGAACUUUCUUCAGGAUUUCUGUUUGGCUCAUGGUUCCAUACCACGGGAAAGUGUUCAGCAGGCCAUCGCGAAGUGGGAGGAAAUGACAUCCAAGCAAAAAGAGGAAUUUAGUCCUGAAAACUAUGUUCUGAAAUUAUGUAAUCAAGUGCGCAAUCGUGAUGAAAUUUUAAAUGCAGUUGGUUUGAAUCCGGCUUAUCAAACUACAAGAAAAUUUCAAUUUGGAAAUAGUAAAGCCAGUAAGGUCAAGAGAUCGUCCCCAAGGCUACGAAAGUCAACUAAGCGCUUAGCUUCAAAGCCACGAGGUGUGGUGAGUCCCAGAAAGUCGUUGAAAAAUGCAGCCAAAAAGCAGGUGCCUCCAAUGGUACCGGUGCGUCUAAGUAACAGCGCUUCGGCCUACAAAAACUUUCUGCGCAAAAUCCGUCAAGCAAAUCCUGGUCUGAUGUCCGUAGAAAAGUCCUCCUUAUGGCGCAAAAUGACUCCCGCCGAAAAGGAUCUCUAUCGCGUAGUCAACAAACCAAACCAAGAUGAAACCAAGGACCGGAAAGUGUCCAGAGUUCAGGCUUCCAAGCGCGUGAGGAAGGGAAAAGCAUCACGAUCAACCCAGACUCCGGAAAACGCUUUAAAUUAUUCGGAAAGAAAUUUUAAUAUUCAGCGAGAUGGCCAACUACAAGUUUGGGCCCAAAGUAGCACUUCCCUAAGGGAUACGCGUCGCUCCUGGCUCCGACUUGAAUACAUUUCAAAAGCCUUUAAAAAAGUCAAGAAUAUGUUUAAUUAACUACUUGUUUUCAAAAUUUUAUACAAAACAAAUUUAACGCUAUAAAAAAACAGAACUGCGCGUAAAAUCGCAUAAAACACCAA
Molecule: messenger RNA, 1395 nt
Organism: Drosophila erecta
Lineage: Eukaryota; Metazoa; Arthropoda; Insecta; Diptera; Drosophilidae
Gene: Mst33A
Exons: 2
Coding region: 176-1312 (378 amino acids)
Source: RefSeq, a predicted model, not a curated record